UUUCUUAGCGUAUUUUUAGUAAUAAUUCGCCCUAUCUGAUCUGCACAAGUUGUACCUGGCACACCGACCCGCCCGCACGUCGCCCGUCCGUCCGUGCUCCAGCCACCUACAGCCCGGUCCCUGUUCCAGAAGACACGUAUCCGCCAUGGGUCUGUUGGACAUCAUCUGGGAGCACCCGGCGCUGGCUGCCGGCGCCGGCUUCUUCAUCUGCUUCGACGGCUUCUACGUGCUGCGUCUGGGCGUGACGCUGGUGGCGAACCGGCUCCUCCUGCGGCGCGUCUCGCCGCUCACCACAGUGCGAGACUACGGCUACUGUGCGCCCACAGACAUCGACGUGCUCUUCCACAUGAACAACGCCCGAUACGUGCGCGAAAUGGAUUUUGGACGCUGGGGAUACUACAUGCGUAUCGGGGCGCCGAUGUUUAGUGAUAUGAAAGUCCUUCAAGCGGCUAUGCUAGUCCGCUUCCGUAAAGAGAUCUCCAUGUUCACGCCAUUCGUGGUGGAGACGCGUCUGGUGCACUGGGACGAGCAGAGUCUGUUCUUCGAGCAGAAGCUGAUUACACUGCACGACCGGCGCGCGCGAUUCGUCAGCUACUCUCAGCAGCGCGUGAUGGGCUCCAUGGGUCCUCUGCAGCUGCUGGCGGCGGCAUUCGGUACGGAGACGGCCCCGCCGCCUCCGCCUGCCCCUGAGAGUCUCAGAGCGUUCAUCGAAGCCAACAGCGCCUACAAGCGCGACCUGGCGGUCGUGGAGAAGCGGGCGUGACGUGGGAGCGGUGGUGAUGGGUAGGGCGACUUUUACAGCCAGCAGCGGGUCAGGGUGAGAGGAUGGUCGGAUAACUGGAGCAUCUGUAACUUCGUGACCGACUCGGUGUCAUCAGCCCGUUAUCUACCAGAUGGUCGUUAGAUAGUUGUUGUAGCAAUGUGACAUACCUCCAGUUUGUCCUAUUUUGUUGAGAUAUGGUGCGUAUUACAACAGUAUGCACGUUUCCGCUCAGCACGGGGGUUGUAUACGGGUAGAUGAUCAAAUAAAGAAGAAUCAUGAACAAAUCCCGAAGUAACAAAUCUCUCAGCUGGGAGUGGGCUCGUAGAACACCGCCAUCGCCUACAUCUGGCCUCACUGACAGUCACUGGACAGCGAUAGCUUCUCAUUGAAGUCCGUUGGCUAAUCACCAGACAUUGCAUGACUGAGUGCAAUGGGAAACAUUGCAGAUACGGUAUGAACGUUGCGUCUCAAGGUCUCAAUGGGCGCUUUCUAACCAAGUUUCCUCUAAUAGAUAGAGUGAUGGUGUUUCACAGGGAGGUGUGACGGUCCAUUCCGUAGAAACUUUAAACUCUUGUAUCUUUUUCUGGGAACUCUUCCGUUUGAGUCCGCCGUCUCGGUUCGAUGCCCUUGACUGGAAGAAGACACAAGGAGGAAAAUGGAACUGGCCCUGACAUAUAGCAUGACUCGUGAAAGUCGGGUUACAGAUGUCCGUAAAUAUUUCUGAUCCAUUUUUGUGGAGCGGUAUCACAUGAACAAGCGCGAGGCGGCAACGGCGCAGCCUCCAGGAAAUGGAUGCCAGUGCCCUUAAUGCCUACUGGCACUGGCAUUGCGGACUAAAA
This is a messenger RNA of Amphibalanus amphitrite, 1602 nucleotides long. Its product is annotated as protein THEM6-like. The coding region runs from base 146 to 763 and encodes 205 amino acids. NCBI's taxonomy places the organism in Eukaryota, Metazoa, Arthropoda, Thecostraca, Balanomorpha, Balanidae. The transcript has a single exon. The record is from RefSeq and is a predicted model, not a curated record.